AUGAGGAAGAAGAGAGGAGAUAGAAAAUGGAUCCGACUGGUCUACGGGGUGGAUUUGUUGCAAUUUCAGGUGGAGGGAGUGGAGGAACACGGCGACUACUUCAAGCUCAGAAGGGAUUGCUGCAGCCAGCUCUCUUUCUCGGCCAAGCAGAAGUGCACGGCUGCUCUGAGGAUGCUUGCACUUGGUAUUGCUACAGACGUCGUUGGUGAGAUGGUCAGGACGGGGGAGAACACGCACCUGAAUACUACUGUCAAAUUUGCCUGCGCCGUGGUUGAGGUGUUUGGACCUGAGUAUCUCAGAGAACCAAAUGCGCAAGACACGGAGAAAUUGUUGGCUAUUGGAGAGGCAAAGGUGUUUCCAAGGUGCUCGGAUCAAUUGAUUACAUGCAUUGGCAAUAGAAGAACUGCUCCAAAGGUCUGUGGAGAAUGUAUCAAGGUCACACCAGAGAGGCCACCAUCAUACUUGGCAUCACAUGACUUAUGGAUUUGGCAUGCUUUCUUUGGAAUGCCCGGUUCUCACAACGACAUCAAAGUGCUUCAACGAUCUCCGGUGUUCAGGAGGCUUUGCAAUGGGAAAUCACCGCUGUGCAACUACACCGUCAAUGGCUGGGACUACAAUAUGGGGUACUAUCUUGCCGAUGGUACCUAUCCUCGGUGGGCGGCAUUUGUGAAGACCAUAUCUGAGCCGUGUGGCAAUAAACAGAGCCACUUUGCAACAAUGCAGGAAGCGGCUAGGAAGGACAUGGAGAGGCAUUUGGUGUGCUUCAGGCUCAUUGGGGAAUUGUGCGGAGCACUGCAAUGA
Messenger RNA from Aegilops tauschii subsp. strangulata, 801 nucleotides. RefSeq lists its product as uncharacterized. Lineage: Eukaryota; Viridiplantae; Streptophyta; Magnoliopsida; Poales; Poaceae. The record is from RefSeq and is a predicted model, not a curated record.